AUGGCCAGACGGCAGCAACAGCCAGCAGGCGGGGAAGAUGAUAGCUCCUGCCUCAAAAACCGACCCGCACAGCCAAACUCAGAUGAUGGUGGCGAGUCGAGGGUCGCCCCUACCCUUUUUCCCAGCCACCAAACACGUCCGCUCUUCAGCAGUCUCGAGGAAGCACACAACCGCAUAACGCGAACGCAAUCGACCAGCAUUUCCAAGAACGCCACUGACGAUACUGCGAGCAGUAGCAGCAGUGGCGACGACAUUCUCCUCGGGGACAUGCGGCGCCUUUCUCCCGUCGACGCAAGAGCAAUCUAUACCAAUGUCGGCUACCCCGUGACACGCGCCUUUAGCCGCAGUGUGACGGAUGGAGUCAAUCGCACGGUCGACGAGCCAGCCCUGGUUCCUUCGCCCCUGCUCGUCCAGAAGGAGCUCGAUCGUGAUCUGCGGAAGAACAACAUCUUCGAUUGCUCACCGUCUUCCAGGACAGCGCCCGUCGUCUGGCAGGGCUCAGGCGAGCCAAGGAAGGAUGCACCAACACGAUUUCCAGAGGCUCAAGCGUUCGCAGAGGCGAACACUUCAAACCGGCCCCCGCCGUACUCUCCCAAGAGCAAGCUGUAUCACGCCAUUGGCUCACACGGCCCCGUCGCUCAAGACCCUCAUGCUGCUGUAUGCAACCUCCUGCCUCACCGACCGCGGGAAAUCAAGACAGGCACCAUUUGGGGCCGUCCUUCUGAGGAGGGGGUCCGGUCACCGCCCCAGAUUGCACUUCCAGACGACCCUCCAUUUCAUCUCACCAACCAUUCUGCUGCCUCGUCCCAGCUGAGAACCUCCAAAGCCGUGCUGCGGGUCAUGAAUCCAUCUCCAUUGCCGCAGUGGCCCUUUCCCAAUCGGAUUCCGUGUCUUGGUGACAGUCAGGAUGGUCGUGUCUGUGUUAAUAGUGGUCUUGGAGUGGCAUCCAGCGUCGAACAUGAUGCAGAUCCCGGCAUCGGAUCAGAGAGCGACGCGCCCAAAAUGCCCCCUGCUCACAUGCACUCUGCACGACAAAACGAGCCACACAGCCAAAGCCCUGUCAGCAGUAAUAAGUCAUCUGUUUUCGAUGGUGGGAUGACAGAGCGCUCUGAAGAAGACCCAUUCCACUAUGACAGCGUGUUCUUGCGCCCCUCACGAGAGCGCGAGGUCUCUGCUUACCUGCACCAAGUCAGUGGUUUUGAAUGUGGAAGCACGGCAAUCAUUUGCUCGCCGGAUGGCUCUCCUUUGAGGACUUCUCAACGAAAUCUGGACAAGAGAUCACAGUCUCCCGUAGCGCAGACAACGAUGCUAGACCGUCAAGUGUCACCACUCUGCCAGCAGCAGCAUCAGCGUGCAGCUUUAGGCAAUGCUGAACUGAGAAAGCAAGCGGAAAACUUCUUUGAGCCUGGUGCAAUUGAUCCUGGAUGGGCUGUAGGGAGCCCUGAUAUUGUUAGGGUGCCUGUCAGGGAGAGAGUCCAGUCCAAGCAGAGGCGGAGCAUGGGAGAACAACACUUGGAUGCCAAAGGGACCAUGUCGAGCUUGGUCUUGGAGGGCCUUCCUGGUGUUGGCCUGAAUUUCAACACACACGUCGGCACCAAUGGUUUCAAGCAGUGUGGAAGCUCCAUCGCCAACUUCUCUGACUACGAAGCUCUGUCUGACGCAGCCUCAACGAACGGUGUCAUUCCAAGCUCUCCCACAGCUCACCCAGCAGGUGGUUUUCGGCCUCCCACGGGUCCAUUUCACCAGCAGCCUCACGUCAUCCACCCCCCAGUCAAGAACAACAAACCCCAGGACCUUCGGUAUCGCAAGCACAACAUCAACCAGGCACCUGUGCCAGUCUUUGUCCCUGAACAGCGUUUUCACAGGGUCAAUGGCUUAUUUCAGGAUAGUUCAAGGCCUGCUGCCCAGGUUCCCUCGGCUAGUAACGUCCCAGAUCAGAAUUGGCACCAGAUCUCUUGCCCAAGUGCAACUCGAGCCCCGUUUCGCAAAGGAAACAGCAAGCGGACGUUUCGUCAUGACUUUACGCUCCACCAGGCCAUGUCGCCCCGUCAUCCCUUCAGCGAGCUCCAGUCGGACGACAGCUCUCUUCACGAGUUGCAGCCUGUCACCUCACAGCCUGAUAAGAGCCGGCCAAGUACUUCAGGCGAGCUUUGGGAUUCUCCGCCCAGACCUGAUCCAAACAGGGAGCGAAGCCUCCAGCCUGAUACAACAAGCCGACAGCGCCAAAACCCCUUCCGGCCAAACCAGCUAAUGAUUCCUGUCACUCAUCUGUCGAGCCCCGCAAAAAUGGCACAGGCCCACCUCUACAAUCGCAACCGUGGUGAUAGCAUUGACUCGGGCGAAUCUAUUAGCCUCAUGGGCUCCGGCCAGUUCGAGCUGAUCCCCCUCGAGGUGGCGCAGCAGAGACAGGCUGUCCGCCGUGCAAGCGGCCAAGAGGACCAGACACUUACUGGGCGCGCACGCCUCGAGUCGAUGAAAAACCCAAGCUGUAAUACUAAUGCCAGCCAGUUCGGCUCUCAAAUUGAGACCCCGGCUCCUGCCAUGGCGCCUACCACUCGCAAGGUCUCGCGUUUCGUAUCUCGUGGGUUUGCUCAAGCCUCCAGUCCUCUUUCAGCACGGGACGGCAACGAUGCUAAUGAUCCCCUGGUUCCUGGUGACGAUACUCUUCCGACCGUCAGCACAACCACCGGAUCUGAUCUGACAAUCACCACAAUUCGGCAGCGGGAUGGUACUCAGUAUCGCAUAUUCUCCCCCUCCCCGCUUCUUUAUCCCUGGGACCGUCUUCAUCGUCGCAAUGCGGCCCAGAAGUCGACCGAUCGUUCCCUGCAACGCAUCACUGGACAGGGUUUCAGCAGUCUUGGCAACAUGGAGCGCGGUGCAGUUCAUCAACGCCUCUGCGAUGCUGAUUUCUGGCUCUCUGAAGAUGCUCAGGCGAGAAGGCAUUCGUUUUUUUUAAUUGUUGCCUUGCUCUCCAUUUUCCCUUUCGUUUCGCCUAUUGCCCUCUGUGGCGGCUUCAACAGCGCGCUCUCGUGGCACACCGGCGGCGAGGUCGACCAUUUUAGCAGGAAUCAGAGGCGUUUCCUGAUGGUGGAAUCCAUCACUGCCUUGUUUGCUGUUAUUGCAAUUAUUGUCUUCGUUGUUAUCAAGCACGGGCGCCACCACUAA
Molecule: messenger RNA, 3165 nt
Organism: Diaporthe batatas
Lineage: Eukaryota; Fungi; Ascomycota; Sordariomycetes; Diaporthales; Diaporthaceae
Exons: 3
Coding region: 1-3165 (1054 amino acids)
Source: RefSeq, a predicted model, not a curated record